AUGGAGAUCACUGCUAGGACCAGGGAGAAGAUGGAGGUGCUGGAGCAAAGCCAUGAAAGCGGCAAGAUAUAUUGCUCGGGAUGUGGGAAGCUAAAGUCAAGUCCAAGCUUCAGUUGUAUGGACUGCGGGUUUCGCCUUGACAAGCAAUGCUUUGAGGCACCUCCUGAGAUGAAUCACUCAUUCCAUCACAAUCACCACUUUAAUCUUCUAGUAAGUGCGACAUAUCAAGAUAGGGCUUUUAUUUGUGGUUUCUACAACAAAAUGGGUGAGAGUGGGUGUGUUUCACCAACACCAAUUAUUGAAGAUAAAAUUCACCAUAAACACCCCUCCACCCUACUUCAGAAACAAGUCUCAUUAAUUUGUGAUGCUUGUGGCACUUCAUGGAAUUAUGUUCCUUAUAUUUGUUCUACAUGCAACAUUAUAAUCCAUAAGAAAUGUAUUUCAUUGCCACAAGUCAUCCAAUUCCACCGACAUCGCCACCCCAUUCUCCAAUCCUAUUUCCUUGAAGAACAUGGAUUUGAAAAGUGGGAAUGUAGAAUGUGUUAUGAGGAAGUGAACACAAAGCAUGGGAAUAAAAACGUGGGAUUAACAUUAGAAUAUGUGACAGCCACAUCGAUAAAGCAUUUCAGCCAUGAUCAUAACUUGGCAUUGAGUAAAGACAUUAAGGGUGAUAAACAAUGUGAUGGCUGCCUACUAUCCAUCUCGGCUUCUUAUUACUAUUGUUCACAAUGUGAUUUCUUUCUCCACAAAGCCUGUCAGAAUUACCUAUGAAGAAGCAUUUAUGGUAUCACUAUCACCAAAGGCUUCUUAGACUUACUACAGGCUGCAUUUUCCAAUGUGCAAUUUGUGAAUAUGAAACUAGUGGUUUUGCCUACACUUGUGAUGAAUGCCAUGAACGUCACUGCCUUCGGUGUGCAUUAGUUUCUGAUAUCCCUAAAUGUGAAGGACAUGUACAC
This is a messenger RNA of Durio zibethinus, 956 nucleotides long. NCBI's taxonomy places the organism in Eukaryota, Viridiplantae, Streptophyta, Magnoliopsida, Malvales, Malvaceae. The record is from RefSeq and is a predicted model, not a curated record.